UCCAUCCUGCAUGUGACAGACUGUUGAAAGAUCUGGAAUUCACUGCAGAACAGGCGAUACUGGGAGAUUGCAUAAUGUCAACUAACAGCAUCCUCACUCCAUUACCAGAGGAACAUUUCCGAUGUUUGAUCUGUCUGGACCUCUUCACUGAACCGGUCACCACACCUUGUGGUCAUACCUUCUGUGGGUCCUGCCUCAGCCAGCAGUGGAGCGACAGCGAGUUUUGUCAGUGUCCAAAGUGUAACAAAAGGUUCCUCAUGAAGCCAGAGGUCUCCACAAAUGAAGUCAUAGCAGAAAUGUCAGUCCAAAUAAAGAGAAGGAAAACCGAGGCACUUGAAAGCAGCAACGCUCCGUGGCAGGUGAAGUGUGACGUGUGCACAGACGUUAGAUUCAAGGCGUCCAGGUCGUGCCUGGUGUGUCUGGCGUCGUACUGCGACGGACACCUGGAGCCCCACCAGCGGGUUCCUGCCCUGAUGAGACACAAGCUGGUGGAGCCCGUGGAGAACCUGGAGGAGAAGGUUUGUGCGAAGCACGCAAGGAUCCUGGAGUUUUUCUGCAGGCGGGAACAGGUGUGCAUCUGUCUGCUGUGCUGCGAAGGAGAACAUAGAGAACACGAGACGGUGCCUGUGGAAGAGGAGGGGGCUCUGCAGAAAGUAAACAUUGAGUCCACCCAGGCAAAGAUCAAACUGAUGAUUGAUGAAAGAACGGAAAAGAUGGAGGAAUUUCAGAAAUCCUCAGAAAUCAGCAAAGUGAAAGCUAAUAACGAAAUAGAGAAUGCUGAGAAGCUGUUCGGUGAUCUGAUGGGUAGAGUACAAGAGAUGCAAAGCAAACUGAAGGAAAUAAUGGAUCAAAUACUAAGGAAAUCACAGGAAGAGGUC
Fundulus heteroclitus (mummichog) is the source of this 878-nucleotide messenger RNA. Its product is annotated as E3 ubiquitin-protein ligase TRIM47-like. The annotation marks the transcript as partial. Gene Ontology annotation, molecular function: zinc ion binding. The transcript is spliced from 4 exons. The record is from RefSeq and is a predicted model, not a curated record. NCBI's taxonomy places the organism in Eukaryota, Metazoa, Chordata, Actinopteri, Cyprinodontiformes, Fundulidae.